AUGGCCACCGCGGGCGGCCUCGCUUCCAGCUCCAGCCCGGCCGGAGAAGCGGAGCGGCCUCACCCGCGGCCCUUCCUGAUCGGGGUGAGCGGGGGCACCGCCAGCGGCAAGUCAACAGUCUGUGAGAAGAUCAUGGAACUGCUGGGUCAAAAUGAGGUGGAUCAUCGUCAACGCAAAGUUGUCAUUCUCAGCCAAGAUCGAUUCUACAAGGUCCUCACCCCAGAACAGAAAGCCAAAGCCUUAAAGGGACAAUAUAACUUUGACCAUCCAGAUGCUUUUGACAAUGAUUUGAUGGAAAUGACGCUGAAGAACAUCAUUGACGGCCAAGCGGUGGAGGUCCCGACGUACGAUUUUGUGACCCAUUCCAGAUUGCCUGAAACCACAAUGGUUUACCCUGCCGACGUGCUGCUGUUUGAAGGGAUCUUAGUCUUCUACAACCAAAACAUCCGGAAAAUGUUUCAUCUUCGGCUUUUUGUCGACACCGAUUCAGACGUCAGAUUGUCUCGGAGAGUUCUCCGCGAUAUGAAGCGAGGAAGGGAUUUGGAACAGAUUCUGACCCAAUAUACGAAGUUUGUCAAGCCUGCCUUUGAAGAGUUCUGUUUGCCGACCAAGAAAUAUGCGGAUGUCAUUAUCCCUCGAGGCGUGGAUAAUAUGGUGGCCAUCAACCUGAUCGUCCAGCACAUCCAGGACAUUCUCAGCGGGGACCUCUGCAAGUGGAACCGGGGGGGUGCCAUGAAUGGACACGGCCGUUCGUCCAAGAGGCCGUUCCCGGAACAAGCGGACAGCCUCCCCCUCCUGGCACCUGGAAAACGGUCGCACCUGGAAUCCAGCAGCCGCCCCCACUGACCGGUCGGGAAGCUUGGAACUCUCUUCCUGUCCAGCUGGACUUUGCAAAUGUUCUUGAGGGGGGGGGUGUUGUUAGCUUUUCUUCCUCCAAGAGUCCCUGAGCAAGCCCUGGUUUGUCGUGAAAUCCCAGAAUAAACUAUGUGGGUGAGUUUUCCCUUCCUCCUGCUUUUCCUUCUUCCCUAAAUGCCUUGCUUUCUUC
This is a messenger RNA of Protobothrops mucrosquamatus (brown spotted pit viper), 1045 nucleotides long. It is a transcript of the gene UCK1, whose product is annotated as uridine-cytidine kinase 1. Gene Ontology annotation, cellular component: cytoplasm; cytosol. Bases 1 to 846 code for a protein of 281 amino acids. Lineage: Eukaryota; Metazoa; Chordata; Lepidosauria; Squamata; Viperidae. Gene Ontology annotation, molecular function: kinase activity; ATP binding. The record is from RefSeq and is a predicted model, not a curated record. The transcript is spliced from 7 exons.